GGUCACAAUUAAAAUUGGAAGUUGCAUCUCUUUACUGUCUAUUGGAAAUUGAAUGUAAUGGCAACAGAAUUUGUGAAAAGUUGCUGUAGAGGAUGUUUCUAUAGUGAAACAGAGAAACACAACUAUUCCAUGGAGGAAGAAAUCAAGGCAGCAAGAGCAAAUAGUCACCAUGCUGCUAUCUGUAUUCCUCCAUUGACUUCUGUCUCUAUAAAACCUCAAGUUGGCUGUACAGAGGAUUAUUUACUUUCCAAAUUGCCACUGGAUGGCAAAGAAGUGCCCUUUGUGGUCCCCAGGUUUAAAUUAUCAUAUAUUCAGCCCAAGACACAAGGAAUUCUUCCCUCACAUCAGGAAGAACUGGAAGGGUCUGCCAGGGCUUCUUUCGGGGAUCGAAAGAUAGAACUUUCCAGUUCCUCUCAACAUGGACCCAGCUAUGAUGUCUAUAACCCGUUCUAUAUGUAUCAGCACAUUUCACCUGAUUUGAAUCGGCGCUUUUCUCCUCAUUCAGAAAAAAGAAGAUUGUAUGGGUCAGUAUGUGAUUUAAGGAGCAGCAAACUUCCUAAUAGUCCUGGGCUCAGUAGGUCUAUGUUUGAUCUUACAAGUUCAUCUCAGCGAUUCAUCCAGAGACAUGAUUCAUUGUCCAGUGUUCCCAGUAGUUCUUCUUCAAGAAAGAAUUCUCAGGGGAGUAACAGAAGCUUGGAUACAAUUACUCUAUCUGGAGAUGAAAAAGAUUUGGGGAGAUUGAAUGUGAGAGUGUUUUAUAAUCCUUCAGUAGAGCAGAUCUGGAUCACAGUUUUACAGUGCAGAGAUUUACUUUGGCCCUCUAGUUGUGGAGAUGCCCCUACUGUUUUGAUAAAAGGAACACUCACAUUGGCCAAACCUGUGCACUUCAAAUCUUCUGCCAAGGAAGGCUCCAGCACUAUUGAAUUUAUGGAAACAUUUGUAUUUGCUAUUAAACUCCAAAGUCUACAAACUGCAAGGCUUGUUUUUAAGAUCCAGUCCCAGACUCCCAGGAAGAAAACCAUUGGCGAAUGCUCCCUAUCACUCAGAACUCUUAGCACGCAAGAAAUGGAUUACUCUUUGGAUAUAGCACCACCUUCCAAAAUUUCCGUUUGCCAUGCAGAACUUGAAUUGGGGAUGUGUUUUCAAGCAGUAAAUAGCAGAAUUCAAUUUCAAAUUCUUGAGGCACAAUACCUGCCAAGCUCAUCAACGCCUCUGACUUUGAGCUUUUUUGUGAAGGUGGCCAUGUUUAGCUCCGGAGAGCUGAUUUAUAAGAAGAAGACGCGCUUGCUUAAAGCCUCCAAUGGGAGAGUCAAGUGGGGAGAGACGAUGAUUUUCCCACUCGUGUCGAGUGAAAAGGAAAUCAUUUUUCUCCUGAAGCUGUAUGGCCGAAGUUCUGUACGAAGAAAACACUUUGUAGGCCAGAUUUGGAUAAGUGAAGACUCUAGUAGCAUUGAAGCAGCAAACCAGUGGAAGGAGACAGUUGCAAAUCCAGAGAAAAUUGUUAUCAAGUGGCACAGAUUAAACUCAUCUUGAAGACGUGGUGAAGAACUUGAAGAACUUGGCUUUUGUUGAGAAGAUGUCUCAGAUCAGUGUAUUUCCAAUGAGAAGAGACAAGUCAAUACAUUUAUCAGUUUAUUUUUGGCAUCAAUAAUUAUAGUGUCUGCUAGAAAAUUAAACUUGAUAAACAAUGGGAUGAACCAGAUACUCAAAGGAAGUUUCUUGAAACUGCUAAAAGAGACAAUAAAAUGAAAGAACAGAACUACUAAGACAACUAGAGAAAUUAUACAAUCAGCGAAAGUAUCCAUUAUAAAUAAUUAUGACAGAUAGUUAUUUCUGGUGUUUUUUUUUAAAUAGCUUUAUCUAGUAUAUUUAAUCUUUAUUAAUACUGGCAGACUUUUAAAAUACUUUGCCACUGACUAUAUAAGUACUGGUUUUUUAUUGAUUAAACAUUAACUCCCCUACUUACCUCUUGCUAUUUUCAGGAAAAUAAAUUUCAAUUCCUUUAUUCUAUAUUCAGGGAAAAUUUAUAUGUACAAUAUGUUCGUUAU
Molecule: messenger RNA, 2048 nt
Organism: Suncus etruscus (white-toothed pygmy shrew)
Lineage: Eukaryota; Metazoa; Chordata; Mammalia; Eulipotyphla; Soricidae
Gene: TC2N
Product: tandem C2 domains, nuclear
Exons: 11
Coding region: 58-1533 (491 amino acids)
Cellular component (GO): nucleus
Source: RefSeq, a predicted model, not a curated record